AUGGGUGCAUCAAGAAAAUGGAUCAGUCUUAAGCUAGUUAAUGUGGUAUUGGAAAGAGCUGUGCAGGGAAAACAUGUCUGCUCUUACGUUUCGACAGUGGAGAUUGGUUUCGCGUGGAUAAAAAUUCACAGAUCUGGGAGCACCGAAAAGGUUUUCCGUCAAAGGAAGAACUUUGUUGAGAUUGAUACUAGUGUUCUUGAAAAUGAAUCGAAUCAAAGUGUGUUAACAACUGAAGAUGCGAACUUCCAGUCAGUUUCAGAAUCAACUAGAUCAGCUUCCACUUCACUUCAGGUGCCAAGUGCAGCUCAAUUUCAAAACACGAGAGAAGAAUGGGCAGCUAUACGUAUCCAAACGGCUUUCAGAGGAUUUUUGGCUAGACGAGCUUUACGUGCUUUAAAAGGAUUGGUGCGACUUCAAGCUCUGGUUAGGGGUCAUGCUGUAAGGAAGCAAGCUGCCAUUACACUCCGUUGUAUGCAAGCUUUAGUAAGAGUUCAGGCUCGUGUUCGAGCAAGACGUGUUCGUAUGGCAUUAGAGACUCAAACAACAGAACAGAAACUCCAACAACUUGAGCAUGAGGCUCACGUCAAAGAAAUCGAAGAUGGAUGGUGUGACAGUGUUGGUUCUGUUGAAGAAAUUCAGGCCAAGUUGUUGAAGAGGAAGGAGGCGGCAGCUAAGCGUGAAAGAGCAAUGGCAUAUGCUUUAGCUAACCAGUGGCAGGCGGGAUCAAGGCAGCAUGUAACUCCUGCUUGUUUUCAACCUGAUAAAAGCAGCUGGGGUUGGAAUUGGUUAGAAAGGUGGAUGGCCGUUCGACCAUGGGAAAAUCGCUUACUAGACAUUAACCUUAAAGAUGGUGUCAAAAUUCACGAGAAUCAAAAUCAACCGGCUGAGGUGAAGAACGCGCUGUCGAAUUCAGAAGGAAAGAGAGGCAUGUCAAAUGUUGCAAAUGGGAAAGGUCCUCGUUCGAGCAAUAACUCCAAUCUCUCGAAUGAAAAAAGGGCGGCUGCAUCCCAUUCGGAUGCAUGCAGUUCUUCAACACCCAACAAGUCGGCCAAUGCACAAGAGAAACCUGGCUCGCUGUCUAAACCGGUUGUUGAAGACUUGGCUGAGGAAGCUACCUCAAGGCCUAAUGUUAUCUCGAGAUCUCACAGUAAUCCAAAGGAGAGGUCGGCUAUUACAAAUAAACCUGGAAAGAAGCGGUUGUCCCUACCGGGCAACGGACAAAAUAAUGGGGCUCAACAGGCUAGGCCAAAGCCUAACGUCAAACGAUCUCCCACUGCUCUCAAACCUGAGAAAGACAAAGCAAAAUCCAAUGGGUCUAAUGCAAAACCUUCAAAAAGUAGUCCAAGGGCCAUUCCUUAGCUUCUCAAUCAGUGGUAUCUUAAAUUCCUCCUAGCGAUAUUGCCAAAAAUCGGCAACUUACUGUUUGUACAUAAAAGGCACGAGGACGUGCAUAUGCUUGUGAGCAUAUGUUAUGGCAGUGCUUGUAUGAGUUCCUUAUACUAUCCGAUAAUGCCCUGGGGCAUGACUUGAGUUAAGAGACGGGCUCGUUUGCUGUACAAUGAUUGAGUAUGGUGUCUCGAACAUUUUAGUGGUUUAUUUUAUUGCAUUUAAUUUAUUUGUAUUAUUAGAAAUGGCGGUUGGGUUUUUGGUUGCGGAGCAUGUAUCAUAGAACUCCAGAUUAUGUUUUUUUCACUUGUGAUUGUUGUCUUGUUCCAGAAGCUGUGGCUGGUAGAGUUUCCCUGAAUUCUUGUUUGGUUUAAAUACUAAUUUAGGGGUGUUUACAAUUAGGAUUUCUAAAGACUUUUUAAGACUAAAAGUUCUGGUGUAUUUAAUUUAGACUUUUAAAAGUCUUGAUGAAGUAUUCACUAG
This is a messenger RNA of Striga asiatica, 1869 nucleotides long. The record is from the annotation of a GenBank genome assembly. Lineage: Eukaryota; Viridiplantae; Streptophyta; Magnoliopsida; Lamiales; Orobanchaceae.